Molecule: messenger RNA, 4549 nt
Organism: Triticum urartu
Lineage: Eukaryota; Viridiplantae; Streptophyta; Magnoliopsida; Poales; Poaceae
Source: RefSeq, a predicted model, not a curated record
AUGUGUAUUCUUUGCCUUCUGCGCCUGUACGCCCUUCUGGCUCCUCAAAAGUGCCUUCUUCUUCGCGCAAUGACACCGAAGCUGGUACAAGGCCCCCAACAGCCGAUGGAAAAUUUAAGAAUAAGAAGGCAAAAUUUCAAGAAGAUGACUCGCCAAGAUGGAAGCCUGAUGACUCUUGCUCAGGUAACCGCUGAGAAUGCUCGGUGGGAGGACAGGCAGUUGUUCAGAUCAGGAGCUGUUAGAAGAACAGAGGUGCAGAUGGAGUUCGACGAUGAGGAGGAGCGUAAGGUGAUACUACUUGUUCAUGACACGAAACCCCCAUUCCUUGAUGGACGAGUAGUGUUCACAACGCAAGCAGAGCCUGUGAUGCCACUCAAGGACCCGACAUCUGAUAUGGCUAUCAUUGCGCGCAAAGGUUCUCUUUUGGUUAGGGAAAUUCGUGAAAAGCAGAGUAUGAACAAGUCAAGGCAACGCUUCUGGGAGCAUGCUGGAUCUAAGCUAGGAAAUAUUUUGGGUGUUGAGAGAACAGCCCAGCAGGCUGAUGCUGACAGUGCGCUUGUUGGUGACCAAGGUGAUGUUGACUUCAAAGAGAAGCUGAAAUUUUCACAACACUUGAAGGAAAAGGCAGAGGCAGUCAGUGAUUUUGCAAAAUCGAAAUCUCUUUCUCAACAGAGGCAAUACCUUCCCAUAUACACUGUCAGGGAUGGCCUGCUCGGAGUUGUGCGGGAAAAUCAAGUGGUUGUGGUCGUUGGUGAAACUGGUUCUGGGAAGACUACCCAGCUGACUCAGUAUCUGCAUGAGGAUGGAUAUACCAGAACUGGCCUUGUUGGCUGCACUCAGCCAAGACGUGUGGCUGCCAUGAGUGUUGCUCGGCGUGUCAGUGACGAAAUGGAAACCGUGCUUGGAGAAGAAGUUGGAUAUGCUAUUCGAUUCGAGGAUGUCACGUGUCGUAACACAAAAAUAAAGUAUACAGAUGGAGUGCUUCUCCGUGAAACCUUGAAGGAUGCUGACCUGGACAAAUAUCAGGUUAUCAUCAUGGAUGAAGCACACGAGAGAUCAGUGGACACCGAUGUAUUGUUUGGUAUAUUGAAGAAGGUUGCUGCACGGCGACGGGAUUUUAAGCUAAUUGUCACAUCUGCAACACUAAAUGCAGACAAAUUCUCAAAAUUCUUUGGUGGUGCACCUGUAUUUCACAUACCUGGAAGGACAUUUCCAGUUAAUAUCUUGUACAGCAAAACACCAUGUGAAGAUUAUGUGGAAGCGGCAGUGAAGCAGGCCAUCACAAUCCACAUAACGAGUGGCCCUGGCGACAUUCUCAUAUUCAUGACUGGGCAGGAAGAAAUCGAGACUGCUUGCUAUGCGUUUGCUGAGCGCAUGAAACAGCUAAUAUCAUCAUCCACCAAGGUUGUAGGCAAGCUCUCAAUCUUGCCCGUCUAUUCGCAGUUGCCUGCUGACUUGCAGGCCAAGAUCUUUCAGAAGGCAGGAGAGGGCACUCGCAAAUGCAUUGUUGCUACCAACAUCGCUGAGACAUCCCUGACAGUAGAUGGUAUCUUGUAUGUCAUCGAUACUGGGUAUGGAAAGAUGAAGGUAUACAAUCCACGGAUGGGCAUGGACGCUCUUCAGGUUUUUCCAUGUAGUCGAGCAGCCGCAGACCAGCGCGCAGGGCGUGCAGGAAGAACUGGCCCCGGCACAUGCUACAGGCUGUUCACGGAAUCCGCUUACCAGGAUGAGAUGCUCCCUAACCCCGUGCCAGAGAUCCAAAGGACCAACCUUGCGAACGUGGUUCUCUUACUGAAAUCCCUCGAAGUCGAAAAUUUGCUUCAUUUUGACUUCAUGGACCCACCUCCCCAGGAGAAUAUCCUCAACUCCAUGUACCAGCUCUGGCUGUUGGGUGCCUUGAACAAUGCCGGUGGCCUUACAAAUCUAGGCUGGAAGAUGGUGGAGUUCCCAUUGGACCCAACCCUGGCAAAGAUGCUUCUCAUGGGUAAGGAGCUGGGGUGCGUUGAUGAAGUACUGACGAUUGUAUCCAUGCUCUCAGUGCCAUCAGUAUUCUUCCGCCCAAAAGAUCGAGAAGAGGAGAGUGACGCUGCAAGGGAGAAGUUUUUUGUACCGGAGUCUGACCAUCUAACACUCCUCAAUGUAUACCUGCUCUGGAAGUCGAACGAAUAUAGCGUAGACUGGUGCAAUGCUCACUUCCUCCAUUUCAAGGGUCUACAAAAGGGUCGGGAAGUGAGAUCUCAAUUGGUGGACAUACUGAACACCCUGAAGAUCCCGCAGACAUCAUGCCAUAGGGAAUGGGACGUGGUGAGGAAGGCCAUCUGCUCAGCGUACUUCCAGAACUCUGCAAGGUUGAAGGGUGUUGGAGAGUACGUCAACUGCCGUAAUGGGGUGCCGUGCCACCUGCAUCCCAGCAGUGCCCUCUACGGUCUCGGCUACACCCCUGACUACAUCGUCUACCACGAGCUUGUCCUGACAACCAAGGACUAUAUGCAGUGUGUCAGUGCAGUUGACCCGCAGUGGCUGGUAGAGCUGGGGCCCAUGUUCUUCUCUGUGAAGGAGGGUGACACUUCCUUCCUUGACCGCAGGAGGUGGCAUAAUGAGGAGAAGAUGGCCAUGGAAGAGGAGAUGGAGAAGCUGAGGCAGGAGCAAGCUGAGGCGGCAUGCAGAGUGAAGGGGAGGGAGAAGAGGGGCAAGCCGCAGCAGCAGGUUGCUAUGCCAGGCCUGAAGAAAGGUUUGGCGUAUCUUAGGCCCAGAAGGAGGAUGAGUUUGUAGGUAGGAAGGUUGAGUGCGUAUGUUUGUAUGUGCUGAUAUAAUCACACAUGAAUGAAUGCAUUAUGUGGGACACACACCUGUCAGGAAGCAUAGCAUUACUUUCGUGUUUGUUUAUAUGUUAAUUUUUAGCGGAUUUGCUACUUCGCAGUCGACUGCUAAUUUCUUAGUAGUGCAACAUUGUUGGUAGAAACCUAAUACUGCUCCAAUUUAGUUACAUUGUGAACCACUUUGUUGAUAACAUUAUACUCCACAUAUCUUUCCCAUACCUGUGGCUUCAUAAUUUUAUUGUAUAGCAUCCACUGCUUUGUAUUUCCUAGGUCUUCUAAUGCUAAUUAAUUUUGUUGCACAAAAGUUGUUUGUGCAGUAUCAAGAGAGCCUGCUGUUGCUUUCCUGGUUUAUUCAGCUCACCGCUUUUAUGGUGUUUCCACAUUACAACAAGUUUAAGUGAGUAUACUUAUUAAGAUUCAGUAUCAGUGGUCCAAAUCAUGUGGAUGCAGAAACAUCAGUUAAUCAGCACUCAGAUGUUGUUGACCAGAUUCAGGUCGAAUUUCCUCUGAAACCAAUUCACAAGGAAAGAGUUAUCUUUGAGAUCAGAUUCACAGAACUAUAAGCACGCUUUGUUACAUAUAUAAACAUUUAUCAGAUUAUGUGCUGCAACUUCAUUGUAGAUUCAAAUUUCCAGUUGAAUCCUGAUUUUUUUUCCAAUUCAAUUUUCACGCCAUCCCUUAGCUAGGUUUACACAAGUUUAUCUUAUGCAUUAGAUUCCUGUUUCCAUAUAGAACAUGGAACAUAAAAGUUGCUUAAGUCUCAACUGGAAGUUUAAUAAGUACAAUACAUGUAAGCAGGCAAUCUGAUGAUGACUAUAAUUAGAGCUGUAUAUUUCCUUUGUUUCACAUUAAAUAGUAGGCUGAAUUGUACAAUCUACUGCAACAAAUUUCGGUCUUUAUAUCUUGUAUUGCCAAUUUCAACAAAAACAGACUCUAAUUUCAGCAAGCACAAGAUACUAUAUGAUGUCAAUGUGCAGGCUGCUGUCUGUCGAGUUGAGGUGCUCACCUUGAAUCCUGAAUAUUUCCUAGUUUAUUCAUAUGCUGAUGGAAUGCUAGUGGCAAAAUUCGGACGGCUUGUGUUUAAUUAGUGCUUCUGUGUGAAAUUUUUGCUUUGUUCCAUCGUAGUAAUGACAAGUUGGCAAUGCCAAUAUAAUACUCCAUUAUGGAUGAACUACGCUUGAUGCUAGUAGCUUUACCAUAUCCACUUUUUAUUUUAUUUCAUUUUUUGCAACAAUGGGCAGGAGCGCGCUGUCAUGCAUUAUAAGUUGAGGGGAAGCUAUGUUCUACUGUCGUCACUUUGUUUUCUGAGUGUCAACUGUGCGAGUUUUUGGAAUCGGAUGAAACCUUAAGAGCAUGAUGGCCUGUACUAAAGUGUACAUGCAAGUGAAGUGACCCCUGUGGUCUGCCUUGCUUCUUAAUUAUGUUUUGACCAGCAAUAACUUUUAGAGAAGAUCAAAGUAACCCGUAUGCCUUUGGCCGCAGGCAGCAGCACCAUCAUGGACAGAAGAUGCUCCUCUAUGUUGCCUUAGUUCAUAUGCUAAUGCAUGGACAGAAGAUGCUCCCUGUGCCGCGCAUAGCUUUGUUAGGUGCAUUGGUCGUAUUUACAGCAAGUACAGUAGAAAACAAUAAUCUAGUUCUUGCGUUUCCUCUGGCUCAAGUGAUUACGACCCUUUGUGAUGUAUUGUGUAUUCUUGUGUGCAACAUUCAGUUUCAUUUGGUUGCCUGAUCAA